Messenger RNA from Oncorhynchus mykiss (rainbow trout), 3278 nucleotides. RefSeq names its product phospholipid phosphatase 3. Gene Ontology annotation, cellular component: plasma membrane. Gene Ontology annotation, molecular function: phosphatidate phosphatase activity. Lineage: Eukaryota; Metazoa; Chordata; Actinopteri; Salmoniformes; Salmonidae. The record is from RefSeq and is a predicted model, not a curated record. Gene Ontology annotation, biological process: signal transduction; phospholipid metabolic process; phospholipid dephosphorylation.
UGGGGGUGGGUUGUCAGAGGGUGCGACUGGAGCAAAGGAGAUAUAAACAUUUUGCAAAACAAACUCCUGGGGGUCUGCCUAGUUUUGGGGAGGGACAAAAUGCGAGGGAACAGGAGGACUCAACAGAAAAUAGUCCACAUGGAGAGGGCAUUUGGAAUAGUUGAAUGAAUGGCAUAUGGGCAAGUUUGAAAGUUGACAAGCGAAUUGAGCAAUGUGUGUUCUGCAAGUUAUUAUUUUAAAAUAUUGAUUUAGUUGGUUUUAGGGUAACCUAUGAUGUAACGUGGCUAGUCAGCUACAGUAGUUGAAGACUUUGAACAGAACACGAUACAGUGGGACAGUGAGCGCUUUAGCUCGCAACACCUCAGUGAACUGCCAGCUUUGCUUAGACUAGCAAGAACACUUCUCUUUCAGUUUAUCUUUACUCUUCUUUACGCUGUCGUCGAAUUUGUCUUACAUUUCACAGAUAAGCUUGUUGCUAACGGUUUGAUACCUGUCAAGUUUAACUUGUGGUUGUUGGACAUGGUUUUCACAGCUAGCUAGCUAAAGUUAGUCAGCCAUCAUUAAUUUGUAUUUUUCAACGUUGGACGGACUGAAUGUUCACCUUUGGGAUACUUAACGUUACUGUCAGUAAACAGCAACAAGACAACAUCAACGUUGUAUUUUAAACGAGACAAUAUGCAAAAGUUCAACUCGACACACACUAGUACUCUUUCUCGGGACGCUGAGCUUCAGCAGCGUUUAGCCGACAACGGGGGAGCCGGGGAGGCGAUGAAGGAAAACGGCGCUGGGAAGAAUCACAUCCUUGCAGAACCUGCAGACAGUUCACUCUGUACCAAGAGAAAGAUGCUGGUCGGCUUGGAUGUUUUCUGUCUGUUUGUAGCCUCCAUCCCGUUCUUUGCGUGUGAGUUGAAGGCGGUGACUCCGUACCGGAGGGGUUUCUUCUGUGGGGACCAGAGCAUCACCUACCCCUACCUGGAGAGAGAGGCCAUCCCUGACGCACUGCUCAUCGCUGGGGGCAUCGUCAUCACUGGCCUCACGAUUGCGCUGGGCGAGUGUUACCGGGUUCGAUUCCGUGAGGUGCAAUCGCGGGCCUUCGUGCGCAACCUCUACGUGUCCUGCCUCUAUAAGGAGCUGGGAAGCUUCCUGUUCGGCUGCUGCGUGGGCCAAUCAUUGACCAACAUGGCCAAGCUGAGUGUGGGGCGCCUGCGACCUAACUUCCUGUCGGUGUGCAACGUGACAUACGCCUCGCUCAACUGCGUCCCCGGCUCCUACAUGGCCCAGGUCACCUGCAGGCAGCCCAAACACAAGAUGGUGGAGGAGGCCAGGAAGUCCUUUUUCUCUGGCCAUUCCUCUUUUGCCAUGUACACCAUGCUCUACCUGGCGUUCUACCUGCAGGCGCGGUUGUCAUGGCGAGGGGCUCGUCUGCUGCGCCCGCUGCUGCAGUUCCUGCUGGUGAUGAUAGCCGUGUACACCGGGCUGAGCCGCAUCUCUGACUACCGCCACCACCCCACCGACGUGAUCACCGGCUUCAUCCAGGGAGGCCUCACCGCCUACUGGGUGGCCUUCUAUAUUUCCUCCAUGUUUAAGAACAACCGUCCAGACCUGUCUCCCACCAGCAUGUCUCUGGAGAGCCCCCUGUCUAGCCAACAGACCGUCUGCUAGCACCACCUGCCCCAACACACCCCUCCUCACCUACCUGGACGGAUGAGAGAAAAGACAGGAAGAGAGAGAGAGGGAGAGACAGUCAGAUAGCAGAGGUGAGCAGCACAGGGAGGGAGACAAGGUGUGUGAAAAGGAAGGGGGAUGAGAUAAGAGGUAGAGCAGGUAAAGAGUGUUCUAGCAAGUACACACAUGUUCUGGUGAAUACGUCAAGACACGCACGCACACGUAGUGUCACCUCUCUCUCUCACUAACACACACACACACACCAAAUCACUGUAGAGUACAACCCGUCCACAUGGAGAUAUGCAUAGUAAUUUUACAGAUAUUUUGUAUAUGAAAAACGACAAAUGUUUCUAUUUUUCAAAUGAGAGUCGUAGAUGAAGCUGCUAAUAAUAAUGAUUUUUUUCCUGUUCUAAGUAGAAAAUGUUUUAUAUGUGAUGGUGGUUAGUGGGCAGUGCAUUAGGUUAGCUCUCACAAACACACGGUCAGUCAGUGUCUCUAAAUCAUCUUCAUUGGUCGUCACUUCGUUGGUCAUCCUCUGACCAGCCUAGAUGAUGACAUCAUCAGCUGGACUCCACUUCUUCAGCUUGACGUCCCCUGACUCUAAUUCUGUGGAUGUCUCAUUGACGUCCCCUGACCCCUGACUCUAAUUCUGUGGAUGUCUCAUUGUGUGAAACGAGACAGUCAGAACUGAACUGUUAUUUCAGACCUCUACAUGGAACAACAGCGCUGCAUGGAGUGACAAACCCUGGCAACCAAUAAGGAAGGAGCACUGGCCUCGUGUGCCCUCUUUACCAGUACCCUCUCCAUCCUUCACCCUCUAACUACACAGCAACUAAUAGAGGAUGUCAUGGACAAAGACAAAAGAGAACACAUUGUAUUAAACCAAGUAUCUUAACUUCAGUUACCCAGGAGUGAUAGGGUGGAAAUCUGCUUUGCCCAGGUUACGUCCCCUCCCCUUCACUCCCACGCUUUUCCAUGUCUGUACUCUGUACUAACCACUUAAUACUGUGUCUCAUAGGCGGAGCUAUGACUGAACCCUGUAACCUUUGACCUAUUACCCUGACCUCUGAGCUGCACCUUGAGUUAUGCCACUCUCACAGGGGAGCCAAAAUGGCUGCCUCGUGUUGCCUAUGGCAGAGAUCCCCUGUAUAUUCCUAUUAAUAGCACUUGAACUACAUAAUGGAACCUACUCUGAUAGUAUAAUUGAUAUUAUAUAUAUUUUAUCUCAAGUUUGAAUAAUCAGUGUUUUAUUUCUCUUAAUAUGUCACUCUCAUACGGUAUAUGUUUUAGUUUUUUUUCCAAAUGAUAAUUAUUCAAAUUGAAUGUAAAUAGAUAUGUCUUUUUUAUAAACCACACAGAAUUUCAAAAGUAUUAUUAGUGCCAUUUUUUGACCGUUUUUUUCACGUUUAUGUGUUAUGUGUCUGUGUUGUUGAUCAGGUACGCAGAGUUGUUGUUAUUGUCAUAGCGACUAGACUGAGCCAGAGCUAUUAUCAGAAAGCUAUUUCUUGUUUCCAGUUUUGUGUUUUUUGUUUUCUCUGUGAAUGCCAGAAUGGCUGAACAUAACCACUGUACUCAAAAAACCAAACCAAUAAAAUGAAUGUUGAAUCUUUUGA